Prunus armeniaca (apricot) is the source of this 1596-nucleotide messenger RNA. The record is from the annotation of a GenBank genome assembly. NCBI's taxonomy places the organism in Eukaryota, Viridiplantae, Streptophyta, Magnoliopsida, Rosales, Rosaceae.
AUGACUAUUUUGAUAACUGAGGAUCCUGGCAGGUCAAUCGAUGUUUACUUACGGCUAUUGGUUGAUGAGCUCAAGGAUUUAUGGACAAACGGUGUGCGCACAUACGAUAAAGCCACUGGGAAGAUGUUCACUUUGCGGGCAGCAGUGAUGUGGACUGUAAAUGAUUUUCCCGCAUAUGCAAUGGUUUCUGGGUGGAGCACAAAGGGUUAUAUGGCAUGCCCUCUAUGCAAGGAAAAUGUAACUUCUGGUUGGCACGCGGGAAAAGUUUGUUAUCUUGGUCAUCGAAGAUGGUUGACAUGGGACCACAAGUGGCGGGAAAAGGAUAAAGAGUUUGACGGGAACACAAAGCAUCGCCUCAGACCUAGAGAAUGGUCCGGUGAUGAGAUCUUGGAACAGCUAAACCGUUUGGAUUUUUCUUCGUUCGGGAAAACAGUUACUCAGACUAGACCUUCUACACAUUUGAACUGGACGCACAAGUCUAUGUUUUUUGAGCUCCCAUAUUGGUCGAAACUAAAAUUGAGGCACAAUCUCGACGUUAUGCAUGUUGAGAAAAAUGUCUUUGACACAUUGCUGGGCACGAUUCUAGAUAUCGAGGGUAAGACAAAGGACACGAUCAAAGCUCGUCUUGAUUUGGAAAGAAUGGGCAUACGAAGAGGUUUAUGGAUGAACAGGGACGUUUGUAUCGUCGGUAAAGUUUCCGAUGGGUAUGCUUCUAAUAUCGCGCGUUGCGUGAAUGUUGACGGGGGUAAAUUUACUGGACUGAAGAGCCAUGACUGCCAUGUGUUUAUGCAACGCCUACUUCCUGUGGGUGUUCGACACCUUUUGCCAGAAGAUGUAGUGAAACCAAUCAUGUUGUUGUCCAGAUUUUUUUCCCAACUGACGGCAAAAACAUUGCGAAAGACAGACAUUAAUCAGUUGCGCCAUGACAUUGUCCAAGUCCUAUGCAAGUUCGAGAUGAUAUUCCCUCCAGCUUUCUUCACAAGUAUGAUCCACGUGAUGGUUCAUUUGUCAGAAGAGGCAUUGCUCGCUAGUCCUGUAAACUAUCGCUGGAUGUAUCCAAUAGAAAGGCUUCUCGGAGAGUUGAAAAAAACUGUACGCAACAGGGCAAAACCCGAAGGAUCAAUUAUAGAGGCUUGGGUUCAAUAUGAGUCGCUUACUUUCUGUGGAAUGUAUUUAAAAGAUGUGGACACGGCUUUCAAUCGUCCUCAGCGCAAUAAUGAUGGAGGUAUGAGAAAUGAGAAACUUUCUGUUUUCGCCCAAAGCGCAAGACCCUUUGGAGAUCCAGUACGAGGAGAGUCGUUUUCCAGAAAUGACAUGGAGGUAGCGCAUUGGUUCGUACUUAACAAUUGUGAUGAGAUAAUGUCAUACUUAGAUGAGCAUGAAGAGAUGAUGAAGCGAGAACAUCCAUCACAUUUGUAUGCCAAGAAACACCGUGAUUUGUUUCCAAAAUGGUUUUUGGAAUAUGUGAAUAAAUUGAAAUCAUCGAAUUCACCCUCUUACAGUGAAGAGUUAUAUAACUUGGCGUUCGGCCCGAUUCACACUGAAUUAUUCUCGGGUUGCCAUGUUAAUGGCGUCAAAUUUUUGGGGACUGCAUGA